CACGUUGUCUUGUCGCCUCAGGCCCCUCCCGGAGGUCCUACGUGAGUGACGUCUGGCGGGGAGGCGUGGCUGGGAGAGCGGAAGUUCUCAGACGUCCUCGUGGUUACGGAUCCGGUAGGUCAGACAAGUUCAAGAGUGAUCCCCUUCCUCACUUAUUGUGUGGACCUAGGCCGCGUUGCAGUUUUGGUGGAGAGCAAGGAUUGGGCUCCGACUCUACUGACUGCGGUAAGGCGUGCUGAGAACUUCUCGCGAGAACCGAGACUCAUCCCGCCGGUGCCCUUGAGAUUCCAGACCCAGCACAGCCAUGGCUCGUGGUCCAAAGAAACACCUGAAGCGCGUGGCAGCCCCAAAGCAUUGGAUGCUUGAUAAGUUGACAGGAGUUUUUGCUCCUAGACCCUCCACAGGCCCCCACAAGCUGCGGGAAUGCCUCCCUCUCAUCAUCUUCCUUAGAAAUAGGCUCAAAUAUGCCCUGACAGGAGAUGAAGUAAAGAAGAUCUGUAUGCAGCGAUUCAUCAAGAUUGAUGGCAAAGUCCGUACUGAUAUUACCUACCCUGCUGGCUUUAUGGAUGUUAUCAGUAUUGAUAAGACAGGAGAGCAUUUUCGUCUCGUGUAUGACACCAAGGGCCGUUUUGCUGUUCAUCGCAUCACAGCUGAAGAAGCAAAAUAUAAACUGUGCAAAGUGAGAAAGAUCUUUGUGGCUACAAAAGGUAUUCCUCAUUUGGUGACCCAUGAUGCCCGUACAAUCCGUUAUCCAGAUCCUCUAAUCAAAGUGAAUGACACUGUGCAGAUUGAUUUGGAGACUGGAAAGAUCACUGAUUUCAUCAAGUUUGAUACUGGCAACCUGUGUAUGGUGACUGGUGGUGCUAACUUGGGUCGAAUUGGUGUGAUCACCAACAGGGAGAAGCAUCCAGGCUCUUUUGAUGUUGUCCAUGUGAAGGAUGCCAAUGGCAAUAGCUUUGCCACUAGGCUCUCAAACAUUUUUGUUAUUGGAAAAGGUAAUAAGCCUUGGAUUUCUCUACCUCGUGGAAAAGGUAUCCGUCUCACUAUUGCUGAAGAAAGAGAUAAGAGAUUGGCAGCUAAACAGAGCAGUGGAUAAAUGAAGAUGAGGACAAAUAGCAUAUGUGACCAGAUAAAAGUGUUACAAACAUGGAAGAAAUUUCCUUUUGUCAAUUUUGGUAAUUGAUGAUAUUGUAGGUAGUCAUUUAUUUCCUUUAUGUUGUCUGAUUUGUUGGAAUAUAACUGUGUGGACUGGUUUUAUUUAGUAGUUUACAUUUUCUAAGACAACUUUUGGGUUACUCUAGUUUAAUAAUACAACAUAUAUUAUUUCUACUUUUUUUAAUUUGUUGCCUUUUACAAGCUAGUCUCAGAUUAAUUUUUGUGAGUCUUCUAUGUGCAUUUGAAAAGAAUGCUUAUUCUCUGCUUAUCCUCUUUAACAGUUCUCUCCAUAUCACUUGUAAUUCGAAGGUUUUUAAGUAAGUCCGGAUCAAAUAUUUACUUUUAACCUCUUUAUUGGGUUUAUCAUUCUGAUGCUGGAAUUUUGACAUCUAUUAUAUUUCUGUUUUUUCCUUGUAUCACUGUUACUUCCUUUUCUGAAUUUAGUAGUUGUGUCUGGCUCAAAUAAAAUGAGAAUUAUUA
Dromiciops gliroides (monito del monte) is the source of this 1635-nucleotide messenger RNA. Its product is annotated as 40S ribosomal protein S4, Y. Gene Ontology annotation, cellular component: ribosome; cytosolic small ribosomal subunit. The transcript has 3 exons. NCBI's taxonomy places the organism in Eukaryota, Metazoa, Chordata, Mammalia, Microbiotheria, Microbiotheriidae. Gene Ontology annotation, molecular function: RNA binding; structural constituent of ribosome. Gene Ontology annotation, biological process: translation. The coding region runs from base 305 to 1096 and encodes 263 amino acids. The record is from RefSeq and is a predicted model, not a curated record.